Messenger RNA from Vigna radiata var. radiata (mung bean), 2121 nucleotides. Its product is annotated as piriformospora indica-insensitive protein 2-like. Gene Ontology annotation, molecular function: protein binding. Lineage: Eukaryota; Viridiplantae; Streptophyta; Magnoliopsida; Fabales; Fabaceae. The record is from RefSeq and is a predicted model, not a curated record. The transcript has a single exon. Bases 673 to 2064 code for a protein of 463 amino acids.
ACAUAUAUAGAAUAAAAAGGAAUAAAGAAAGAAAAUUAUGUUAAUGGUAUACUGGUAUCAGUGAUAAUAUACUUCUAGUGAUACGACAUAAGGGAAUUUGUUUCAGAAUUUUAGUAAUAAAUAAAAGUGUUAAAUUGGGUAAGUGUAGAAGAUGAAGAGGAUGAGUAGUUCAUAAUCGUACACUGGGCAAAGAAAAAAGUUGUAUUGUUUGGGUGGUUCAAAAACUGAAAAAGGUUUUGGGUUGCAUAAGUUGAUUGAUUGAACAGAGAAAGAAUGUAGGUUAUGAGUCUGAGUUGUUGUUCAUCUCUUUUUACUUUACUUUUUUUGUUGCAGGCUUACACAGUGGUGUCAUUUUUAUGCAUUAACCAUUAAACUGUUCUGGAAAUGUAUAUUACCUUUUAUAGUAAUCGAUUUGUCUUUCCCGUUCAAUCCCUUUUCCAUGUAAACUAACACUGUCAUACUCACAAAUGCAAAUUUGGGAACCUAAGGGAGACAGCAAGUAUUGGCUUUUUCUUUGCAGUCUUGGUUGCUGACACAUAAAAAAUGAGAUCCCUAGAAUCCCCUUUACGUUCUUCCCCUUUGCCAUGAACACUAUUCAAGUAACCUCAUAUAGAGGAAGUGCCUCUUGCCUUUCAUUUGCCUGCCCUUCUUCUACUGCCCAUAUACUCUCAAAUGGCCUCUCUGUCUCUUCUCCUUGUUGUGUUUCUUUUGUUUGCUUGUGUACAUGGUGAAGAAAUGGUAAUGGAAGAGGAGUUGUUGGGUUUGUUUGAAGUCAUGGAUGCUCUUCUUGAUGACCCUGACUGGGCCCAAGCACACCCUCAGCCAUGUACUGACACCCCAUGGCCUGGAGUUGCCUGUGAAGUUAGCAGUGACCCACCAUUUUUUCAUGUCACAAAGAUCCACGUUGGUCCUGAUAUACUCUUCCCACCUUGCAAGUCUUCUGCUCACCUUUCUAACUCCUUGCUCAAACUCACUUAUUUGAAAACACUUUCAAUUUUUAACUGUUUUCUUACUUCACCCGUCAAUCUAUCUUCAACUCUCUUUGGCCCUUUUUCUACCUUAGAACACCUCGCUUUGCAGUCUAAUCCAACACUCUCUGGAGAAAUACCUCCAACUUUGGGUGGUGUUACUACUCUUAGAGUUCUCAGCCUGUCUCAGAACAGCUUCCAGGGAAACAUUCCACGAGAGAUUGGUGGUUUGGUGAGUUUGGAGCAACUUGACCUGAGUUAUAAUAACUUCAGCGGUGAAAUCCCCAAGGAAAUUGGAGAUUUGAAAAGUAUUGCCAUUUUAGACCUCAGUUGGAAUGAGCUUGAAGGGAUCCUUCCUAGCUCACUUGGACAACUUCAAGUUCUUCGGAAGAUGGAUUUCAGCUCAAACAGGCUUACAGGAAAAGUACCUCCUGAUUUGGGGAACAUGAAGGGGUUAGUCUUGCUUGAUCUGAGUCACAAUUUUAUUGGUGGGCCGAUUCCUGAAACCCUGUCAAACUUGAAGCUUUUAGAAUAUUUUCUCAUUGAUGACAACCCCAUCAAAUCAGAGAUACCCCACUUCUUAGGGAACCUUUGCAAGCUGAAGUCAGUGAGCUUCUCAGGGUGUGGAUUGAUUGGCUCCAUACCCAAUUCCUUCUCAUCUCUGACUAACCUUACAGCUCUCUCCUUUGAUAACAACAGUCUCAGUGGACCAGUUCCUCCAAAUCUAGGUUUCCUCCCUAACUUAGAUCAACUCAACAUCAGCCAGAACAUGCUGGAUGGAGUUCUUCAGCUCCCAGAUGAGUUCAUUACAAAACUUGGUAAAAGGUUGGAUGUAAGAGGAAACACCGAACUUUGUAUCGGUGAUCAGACAAAGAAAAAGAACCUGUCUUCGUAUUUGGAAAUCCCCUAUUGUGCAAAUACCAAGCCAAGAAAUGACAAAUCUUUUGCUGAAGGACCACCAGAAGAUCCAGCAGGUAUCAAGCCAUCAUUCUACCAAAGCAACAUAAGCUCAAGUUCAUCACGGCUGGAUACACAAGUCAUGUUUAUUUCCUUGGUUUUAUAUUUUAUCUAUAGUUUCCUGAAAUUGUUCUUGUGAAACUCGGUAUGUAAUUUGUAAAAUGCAUUACUAAAUCAACAUCAAAAGCUUCAUUCA